Messenger RNA from Lichtheimia ornata, 987 nucleotides. RefSeq lists its product as uncharacterized. The coding region runs from base 1 to 987 and encodes 328 amino acids. The transcript is spliced from 6 exons. The record is from RefSeq and is a predicted model, not a curated record. Gene Ontology annotation, molecular function: RNA binding; ubiquitin binding. Gene Ontology annotation, cellular component: nuclear pore. Lineage: Eukaryota; Fungi; Mucoromycota; Mucoromycetes; Mucorales; Lichtheimiaceae. Gene Ontology annotation, biological process: transcription-dependent tethering of RNA polymerase II gene DNA at nuclear periphery; RNA export from nucleus.
AUGAUGCAACCAAAUGACUUUGAGGUUACUUCACCUCCCACCGACGGCAUUUCUGGUCUCGAGUUUUCUCCGGUGGCUGAUUACCUUGCAGUGUCUUCAUGGGAUAACCAGAUCCGGAUAUAUGAAGUACAGCCCAACGGCAGCACGACUCCGAAAGUGGCCUACUCGCACGAAGCACCUGCACUUUGCGUCACUUGGAGCAAGGAUGGUACCAAAGUUGUGUCUGGUGGUGGAGAUAAAGCAGGUCGCAUGAUGGAUAUCAACACAGGCCAAUCAACCCAAGUCGCCCAACACAAUGAAUCUAUCCGAUGCGUCAAAUUUCUCGAUCAAGGACAAAACAUACUUGCGACGGGUAGUUGGGAUAAGACCAUCAAGUAUUGGGAUUUGCGAUCACCACAACCAAUUGGCACAGCACAAUUGCCUGAACGUCUUUAUGCCAUGGAUACACGAAGCAAUUUACUCGUUGCAGGAACAGCCGACCGACACAUUCUCCUCUUUGAUCUCAACAACCCAACCACCAUUUACAAGCAAACGAUUUCUCCUCUAAAGUGGCAGACGCGUGAGAUUUCAUGCUUCAUCGACAGCAAAGGAUACGCCAUUGGAUCUAUUGAAGGUCGAGUCGCCAUUCAAUACAUUGAUGAUAAGGAUCAAGCUCGCAACUUUUCCUUCAAAUGUCAUCGUGACGGCAAAGAAGUGUAUCCUGUCAAUACAAUUGCUUUCCAUCCCACAUAUGGUACAUUCUCCACCGCCGGCGGUGAUGGCACAAUCAGCUUUUGGGAUAAGGAUUCCAAGCAACGUCUCAAGAACUUUCCUAAAAAGACCGGCCCUAUUCCUUGCUCUACAUUCAAUCGAACAGGCAACAUUUUCGCCUAUGCUGUCAGCUAUGAUUGGACCAAAGGAUACAAGCAUGCCACACCUAAUAUGCCUAAUAAGGUCUUUUUACACCCUGUGCAGGAUGCUGACAUUAAACCCAAGCAAAGGCGCUAG